Messenger RNA from Magnolia sinica, 1198 nucleotides. RefSeq lists its product as uncharacterized. Lineage: Eukaryota; Viridiplantae; Streptophyta; Magnoliopsida; Magnoliales; Magnoliaceae. The record is from RefSeq and is a predicted model, not a curated record. The transcript has 2 exons. Bases 319 to 1170 code for a protein of 283 amino acids.
ACGUGGCAGUAAAAAUAAACGUACGGUACAAAGAUCAGAUUAUUUCAACUUGUGGGCCCCAGUGGCUGGCGCUACACGAUGAAUUCUUAGUCGCAACAACGGAACUCUUCAAAAACUUUUCAUGCAUGAAAAAUGACCAAAGUACCCUGGCCAUGGAAACGUUCGAGAGGAAAGUCGCAUCCUUUGAAAAAAACAUCCCUUCAUAACCAAAACCGAAUACUUAAAUUCCAUUCCCAUCACAAAUUCUCUUUCCAAUUCCUCUUUUUUUCAUUUGCAUGAAAAUUUCAAUCACAGCGAUAUCCCGAAACUACCCUUCCAAUGGCCCACACUCCCCAAAAUGGCCCACAGCCCUCCAUUCCCUUACACAUGGACGGAUUCGUUGCCGGGAACACAGUCCACGUCGAAGGCGAUGCCGGAAACAUACACUUCUCCGGCCAAUUCGACAUACACCAACAACGAAACACCCUCUCUGAUGCUUACAUCUACGGUGCGGGCUCGCCGGAAGUUCUACACCCAGAAAGUCAUUUGCUUUCACUUGCAAGGGUAUUUUCGUCCAUCACCCAAAAAACCCAUGAAGUAAAUGACCCAAUCAUGACCACAAAAUCCCCACCGUCAACUCCUCCAGGGAACCCAAAUCCCCAACCCAUAGAAUUCCCUGAUCUCGAUCGUAUGGAUGUCGACCACACGCCGGAAAAUCGUCAGAUUCCGGCCCAUGAGUGCUACAAAAGCUCUGAUGUGACCACUAUGACAACAAGGCUUAGGAGCGGGGCCAUUUCUCCUGUUACGUACUUCCCACGUGCCGCACGUGCGCACGUGUGUGAGUCAUGUGACAAUGCACGUGGGAGUUCGAGUAAAUCUAAAUGGAGAAAGAGAGGGAGAAGCAACGAAAUGGAGGGAGGAGAUUUGGUAGAGAGAGUGCUUAGACGGCAUAGCUUCCCUACGCGGCCAUGCAAUUCAUAUACGUUCUUUGUGAUGUCCAAAUGGAGGGUGGCCCACUCUUCUUCUUUCCAAGAAACAAGCCGGCGAUUGAGUGAUAUGUGGCGGAGAAUUCCAGAUAAAGAGAAGAACGAAUUUGUUGAAAUGGCUUUGAAAGAUAAUGAAAGAUACAAGAAACAGUGUAUGAUGUUGAGGAGCAAAGGAGAAACAGAGCCAUCAAUGGGCCGGGCCUAAGGUUGUGUCAUCUGGGAAGUUGGGUCUU